AUGGGAAAGAAGAAAGUCGCAGAUUCCGACGGUCGGGAACCGGUACGAUGGCAGCCCAAGGCCCUGGACGGCGGCUACGGCUGGGCGGUGGUGUUCGGCUCGUUCUGCAUUCACGUGUUUGCCGAUGGAUUUGUUUAUUCAUUCGGAGUUAUAGCCGAGAGUCUCGUCAGCGUGAGUUCUGCACUUGUAUUUAAUCCGUUUUAUGUAAUUAUGGCAUCUAAUAUUAGGCAUAAUUAACAUGUUUUUCACGGUAAUUAAGCCACGUUCCCAACAUAUUAAACGUUCACAGUUUUUGUUUAUUAAACAACCAGCUAGCUGUUUAAAAUUAACCUCGUUUUUAUGAAAAUUACGAGUUUUUGUGACAAUUCGUAAUUAUGAAAGUGACCUUUGAAAGCUUUUAAUGACAAUGUUUCGAAAGUAGAGGAGGCUGAACAACACGAAAUGUACAAUUGGAAAUAAAGGGAAUAGACUUUGAUUACUACCAAGAACUAUAUUAAAGUUUAAAAUUCAAGAUUUUUGGUUUUCGACAUUUGUUUUCAAGUUCAGAUAAACAAAUGUUCCUUUUCCUAAUUGACCUAUCGAGCUCAGGUGGAUUUCUAUCAUAAGAAAAACCAUUGGUCUGGCACGUCAUCUUAGAUUAGUCACGGAAGGCUUAAAAUAGACUUAAAGACCUAACCUGACAUUAAGAAAAUGAUGACAUUACAUUAUAAUUGAUAAUACACUUGAAACAGCAAUAAGGCUCCUCAAUAAAGCAAUUUCAGGAAUUCAAAGCCACAAAUGCCGAAACCUCACUUAUCUUAUCCCUACUGACUGGUCUGAUGCUGGCAGCGGGUCCAAUCGCUUCAGCCGUCUGUAACAGGAUCGGAUGUAGGUUAACAACAAUAAUUGGUGCCAUCAUCGCCUCAAUAGGAUGUGCCUCAUCGUACUUUGCGUACUCUAUGAACUACUUACUUGUCUCGGUGGGUAUCGUGAUGGGAUUCGGCUUUGGAAUGAUGUACUGUCCUGCCAUCGUCAUAGUUACCAUGUACUUCGAGAAAUACAGGUCUUUGGCUACGGGUGUCACAGUUUGUGGAGCUGGCGUGGGAACCGCAGUGUUUUCGAAAAUCAUCGGAUUCUUGAUUGUGCACUUCAACUGGCGCACGGUGUUCCUUAUUUAUGCAGGUAUGCUAACAUAUCUUGGCAAAAAAGUAGUUUAAUUGGCCUCGCAUUUGUCCUUUAGGACAAAGACCUCAUAGACAACAGUAUCAUAAGUUUGUUGGUCAAAGUGUAGGCAAAACAUCCUCCUGUAUUCUGAGCACUCCUUUCUUUGCAUAUUUUAGAUGCUUUUGCAACAAUUUACUUUGUUUGUUUACAGGUGUUGUAUUACUCUGCAUUCCUUGUGGUGCCUUGUAUAGGCCGAUUGCCUUCGAGCCCAUCUACAAUGACGAAGACAAGAAAGAAGAGGAAGAAGAAGAGGAAAAAGAGAAAACAAAAGCAGAACCGAAAAAGAAUGGCAUCGUAUCAAACGUUAAUAAUCAUUUGGCGGUCGGAGGGAUCAGAUCAGCUGUGUCACACACAGGAAUCAACGAAGACCCUAAGGAAAACAACCUACAAAGGGUACGAUCCCUCGGGGGACAUUUACACAAAACGUCAGAAGCUUCGGUAUCUUCCCUCGGAUACCUCAAUGUAAAGGAUGUCUUCUACGGAAGAUCAGUCACUGAACUCAAGGAUUAUAACGAGAAGAUUCGUUCUGUAGCCUCAUUGCCAUUAGACCACAAAGACUCACUGUCAAGGAGAAAGGAAACCCAUCACUCCAACGUCGAUAUCCUCAAAGAGUUACCAGAAGAAGACGAGAACGACGACAGCACGGCCACAAGUGCUAGCAGAGCUAUCGAAAUGUGGAGGUAAGUGAAUACUUAUAAUGUAAACAUAUUACCAUAAGUUAUCAUAGUACCUUCCAAACACAUAAACGCUGUAAAAACAGAUUGCAUAUAUAGAAUAACUGACCAAAAUCUAAUUUCAGAGUUCUGAAGAAGAUGCUGGAUCUGUCGCUGUUCACAGACCCAGUCUACGUACUCUUCGCGGCUUCCAACUUCUUGACCAGCAUUGGCUUCAACGGACCUCCGAUGUACAUGCCUAUGAACGCUGAAAACAUACUCAAGGUCAGCAAACAAGAUGCUGCUACAACGGUUUCUGCCUUCGGCUUGGCCAACCUGCUCGGCCGAAUCGUCUUCGGAAUGAUCUGCGACAGAGAACUACCGUUCAAGUACGGCAAAGACACAACGACCAACCGGUUGUGGAUCUACAACUGGACCUUGAUGUUCAACGGAAUAGCGUGCUGCUUCGUGUUCAUGAUGACCGACUUCAACGCCUUCCUCUUCUACUGCUUCUCCUUUGGCUUCCUCAUAUCAUCUUACGUGUGCUUGACAUCCGUGGUACUAGUGGAUCUAAUUGGAGUGGAAAAACUUACAAAUGCGUUUGGUCUACUUCUACUGGUUCAAGGUAUUGCCACUGUUGUUGGACCUCCAAUUGCUGGUGUUUUGUACGAUAUUACUGGUAAUUAUGACUGGACCUUCCUCUUCUGCGGCGUCUGUCUCUUCUUGAGUGGUGCCAUGAUGUUCGCGGUACCAUGUCUGAAGAAGAAAAAUGAAAAAGACGUGAGGUUAGAAGACCCAGAGACUACAGCAUUGUCGCCCAUGGUCGCUUAA
Molecule: messenger RNA, 2687 nt
Organism: Bursaphelenchus okinawaensis
Lineage: Eukaryota; Metazoa; Nematoda; Chromadorea; Rhabditida; Aphelenchoididae
Source: the annotation of a GenBank genome assembly